Molecule: messenger RNA, 897 nt
Organism: Sinocyclocheilus anshuiensis
Lineage: Eukaryota; Metazoa; Chordata; Actinopteri; Cypriniformes; Cyprinidae
Product: ADP/ATP translocase 2-like
Exons: 4
Coding region: 1-897 (298 amino acids)
Biological process (GO): negative regulation of mitochondrial outer membrane permeabilization involved in apoptotic signaling pathway; mitochondrial ADP transmembrane transport; mitochondrial ATP transmembrane transport
Cellular component (GO): mitochondrial inner membrane
Molecular function (GO): ATP:ADP antiporter activity
Source: RefSeq, a predicted model, not a curated record
AUGAGCGAGACUGCUAUUUUAUACACCAAGAACUUUUUGGCUGGUGGAAUCGCAGCUGCGAUCUCUGAGACUGCUGUUGCGCCCAUAGAAAGAGUCAAGCUGCUCCUUCAGGUCCAGCAUGCCAGCAAGCAAAUCACAGCAGACAAACAAUACAAAGGUAUUGUAGACUGUGUAGUACGUAUUCCCAAGGAGCAGGGCUUCCUGUCCUUCUGGAGAGGCAACUUGGCCAAUGUCAUUAGGUACUUCCCAACACAAGCUCUCAACUUCGCUUUCAAGGAUAAGUAUAAGAAGAUUUUCCUGGAUGGCGUGGACAAGCGCACCCAGUUUUGGAGGUACUUCGCUGGGAACCUCGCCUCUGGUGGUGCUGCUGGAGCCACGUCUCUGUGCUUGGUUUACCCCCUUGACUUUGCCAGAACCCGUUUGUCUGCUGAUGUCGGAAAGGCUGGUGCAGAGAGAGAAUUCACAGGCCUUGGAAACUGUUUAGUAAAGAUCUUCAAGUCUGAUGGUCUAAAAGGCUUGUAUCAGGGCUUCAACGUGUCUAUGCAAGGCAUCAUCAUCUACAGGGCGGCUUACUUUGGCAUCUAUGACACCGCAAAAGGCAUGCUACCUGACCCAAAGAACACUCAUAUUGUGGUGAGCUGGAUGAUUGCUCAGUCAGUCACUGCCGUCGCUGGUGUUGCAUCGUAUCCCUUCGACACAGUACGUCGUCGUAUGAUGAUGCAGUCUGGGCGUAAAGGAGCUGACAUAAUGUACAGUGGCACCAUUGACUGCUGGAGGAAGAUUGCACGUGAUGAGGGUGGCAAGGCCUUCUUCAAGGGUACUUUGUCCAAUGUGCUCAGAGGCAUGGGUGGAGCCUUCGUCCUGGUUCUGUAUGACGAGCUCAAGAAGAUCAUUUAA